AUGUUCAUGUUCAAGGAGGUUGGAGAUUCUGCCUUGAAGAAGGUUCGCGAUGCCCUGUCACGCAGAGAAGCUCCUGUCGCUGCUGACAUUCAGCUUCGGCCGUUGCCCGAGGGAGCAGCAGUGUCGAGUCCUCCUCGCCGAGGGGUCCCAUGGAAACCCAAUGGAGACCACCCUCCAAGUGCAGGCGGACACAAGGAGACCGGCGGCGAGAAGAGCGGACAUCUGUCUGGUGGCCGCCAAGGUGGUGCAUUGCCACUGGCCGCGCAGGAAUGCUUCCAGCAAGCGGAGGCACUCUGUCAGCGCCAACGUUUUUCUGAGGCAGUGCCGCUGUUCCGUCGAACACUGGAGGUUCUGCAGGAGUCGGGACUCGGCUUGCCGGGUACCAGUGGCGCAGUGAUCACGGCCGAGGUGUGGGCACACCUGGGUGUCGCCAUGCAGUCCUUGGACCAAGUCCCGGAAGCCAUCGAGAGCUACAAGCGAGCUGUGUCGCUGGACCCAGCUCUUCACGUCUGUUUCGCCAAUCUUGCAACACUCCAUGCGUACCUCAAUGACUCAAAGAAAGCGUUGGAGUACAUUGGGAAUGCCAUCGAGCUCGAUCCGGAAAACCGGACUUACACGCAGCUCAGGUACCAGUUCUUGGACUGCCAGUCUCAGGAAACCUCCGAGGUAGACAAAGAGGCCCUCGAGGAUUCAAGCUCCUCGGCUGAAAGAUGCAAAGGUCUCUGGAAAGUCAAUUUCACGUAA
Symbiodinium sp. CCMP2592 is the source of this 744-nucleotide messenger RNA. The record is from the annotation of a GenBank genome assembly. NCBI's taxonomy places the organism in Eukaryota, Dinophyceae, Suessiales, Symbiodiniaceae.